AUGAGGCCAGGGUGCGUGGCUUAUCUCUGCCUUGGAUCAACGGUCGGUCUCGUGCAGGGGAUCAGCAAUGGCAAUGUUUCCGAGCCGGUGACCCUCACUGUUGGGAGGGAAGGAGGGAACAAAUCUAGCCCAUUACUGUAUGGAGUAAUGUUCGAGGUAUUUCAUUCAUGGGUACUCAUUGUUCACAAGCGAAUCAUUAACGGAACAAAUCUUUCAGGAAAUGGAUCAUUCUGGUAUGCUGGGCCCCAUGAAGCUAGCGAACGAGCACUAACCACUUGCUGUCAAGGCGACGGCGGAAUUCACGGUCAGCUGCUACAAAAUAACGGCUUCCAAGGCACGAGCCUGGGAAUGACUUCAUACGCGCCAGUCGGAGAUGUCGAGAUCUCUCAGGACAUGUCAAACCCCGUGAGCGACGCGAUCACCUCUUCACUCAAGGUCUCUGUGCCUGACGGUGCUACCGAAUACGCUGGCUUCGCAAACACCGGAUACAUCGGUGUUCCAGUCAUGAACCAUACGUAUAAAAGCUCGUUUUGGAUGAAGGGAGACUAUUCUGGAACUGUCAACCUGCAACUCGUCGGAUCCGUCAGUGGUAUUGUGUAUGCCGAUCACAACCUUACUGUCAAGAGCACCAGCUCAAAGUUCAGGGAAUUUGAAACGUCGUUCAACUCCACCGAAUCCCCAGAUGGGGACAAUGAGUGGCAUUUGACCAUCGAUGGAUCGAAAGUCGCUGGCAGUUCAUUGAACUUCGGCUUGAUCCAGCUGUUCCCACCGACUUAUAAUGACAGAGAUAACGGAUUGCGACACGAUUUAGCUACGGCCCUUGAUCACGUCAACUCAGCAUUUCUUCGAUUUCCAGGCGGCAACAACAUCGAGGGCUUGGAGAUCGACAGUAGAUGGAAGUGGAACACGACCAUCGGCCCUCUUGUUGACCGACCCGGACGCGAAAGCGAUUGGUUUUAUCCAAACACGGACGCGCUUGGUUUGGAUGAGUACCUAUGGUGGUGCGAAGAUAUGAACAUGGCUCCUCUCCUGGCUAUCUGGUCUGGAAAGUCCUACGGGGGUAUUGUUUCUGGGUCCGAUCUUAAACCCUUCGUUGAUGACAUCAUGAAUGAGAUGGAAUACCUUUUCGGAAGUGAACACACUCAUUACGGGAAGAUGCGCAUUGAUAACGGUCGGAAGGAGCCCUGGAAAGUCGACUUUGUGGAAAUUGGCAACGAAGAUGAUCUCACUGGUGGCUGUGAUACAUACCCGGAUCGUUUCAAUCAGAUCUACAAGGCGAUACACGACAAGUACCCAAAUAUCACACUCGUCGCGUCUAAUGGCAACUACUCGUGUCUGCCGUCGCCACUGCCACAGAAUGUCAUCAUCGAUCUACAUUUGUAUCGCCAGCCUGAUGACUUCGUUGCCCUGUUCAAUCAAUUUGACAACCAGCCCCGAAAUCAGUCUGUUAUGGUUGGUGAAUACGGGUGUCGGAAUACGUCCAGUGCCCUCGGAACUUACUGGUCAUUUAUGCAAGGUAGCUGCAGUGAGGCUAUAUACAUGAUGGGCAUGGAGCGAAACAGUGAUAUUGUGCAAAUGGCAGCAUAUGCACCGUUGCUGGAACAUUUUGGAUUCAUAUCGUGGUCGCCCACCAUGUAUGGCUUCAACUCGAGUCCAGAGACACUUACACUCUCAACAUCCUACUACGUGCAGCAAAUGUUUUCGUCAAACAAAGGAAACACUGUUCUUCCAGUCAACUCCACCGCGGACUUUGGCCCACUUUACUGGGUGGCCACAAAGACCGAUUCCAAAUACUAUAUGAAGCUAGCAAAUUACGGACCAGAUGAACAGAAUGUCACUGUCAGUAUUCCGAAGACUGAGUCGGGAAGAUUGGAAAUGCUGGGUGGUUCUCAGAAUGAGGGUAAUCAACCUUAUGAUGUAACGGUCAUGCCGGUUACUACUAACUUGACGGGCGAUCAUGGGAAUUAUUCGGUUACUAUGGCGCCAUGGGCUGUCGCUGUUUUGAUCGCGACAUGA
Penicillium atrosanguineum is the source of this 2016-nucleotide messenger RNA. Its product is annotated as alpha-L-arabinofuranosidase A. NCBI's taxonomy places the organism in Eukaryota, Fungi, Ascomycota, Eurotiomycetes, Eurotiales, Aspergillaceae. The transcript has 2 exons. The record is from RefSeq and is a predicted model, not a curated record. Bases 1 to 2016 code for a protein of 671 amino acids. Gene Ontology annotation, biological process: L-arabinose metabolic process. Gene Ontology annotation, molecular function: alpha-L-arabinofuranosidase activity.